AUGAGUACCCCCACAGGCCUAAAGGAGGAAGGCCGGCCAAUAGCGAAGAAUCCCGAACCAAUACCCUCAAGUACCGAGACCGAACUGCGGCAUAUUAAAAGACCAUCGACUCCAGAGCUUGAUUCAGAACUUGUCAGAUUAAACAAACAACAGAAAUGCAAACUUGAGGAGAUCCCCAGUACUCCGUCCGGCCAAGCGGAGCUUAGGUCCACUAAUGGCAGCGGAGCUCAUCAAGGUUCCACCGGACAUAGACCCGUUACAUCGUGCACACAUUGUAGACAGCACAAGAUUAAAUGCAAUGCCAGUGAGAAUUAUCCAUCCCCGUGUUCUCGCUGCGAAAGAAUGGGUCUUCAUUGCGAAAUCGACCCUCAAUUCAGACCCAAGAAGGGCUCUCAGUUGCAGAAUCUACGCAGAGACGUUGAUGAGCUAAAAUUGAAGAUUGAAUAUCUAACGAGAAAGGAAAGCCUGAUAACAAGAGCCCUGCAAGAGAGCGACAUGGGUAGAAAAUUAAUCAAAACUUUGGAAGCGAUAGACGUGUCAAAACUCAGCCAGCUAUCAAAUAAAAAGCCAGAGAAGCUCAGACAGCGGCCGCUGAGGAACAAUGUACUACAGCACCAACAGGUAGACAGAAAAGUUUCGGUACAAACAUACUUAGCGAGUGAGCCACAGCUAUUACAGGAUGAUCCGAAAUCUUCGGCAGAGGCGUCCUUGAAGGAUUCGCACAGUAUCACAAGCGAUAAGACAGCCAAGCAGCCUUUCCUUUUAAAUGAUUCGGCGCCUGCAAACAAUAAUAGAGAUUCCCUGCCGCCUGUUCUCCAGAUGGCGUUGCAAAGAAACACAUCAGCGAUAGGAACCCCUAGUGAGUAUUCUGUAUCUCAUAACGUUAGCCCUUCUUUAUCGCCGCUGAAUAGCUCCCAUUCGAUUUCGAAGAAAAGUGAGGCUAGUAAGUAUAGAGACGAAAUCGAAGGGAACAUUGCGCAUAACGAUAACGAUCCAUUGCCUCAAAAAAAAUUGCCUGUAGUUGCAACGACAAAUGCUAUGCCACUUUUACCGUCUCCUUACGCAAGCAUUGAUGAAUUUGUCAUUGGUGAUGUUAGAAUUUCCAUCGAGAAGGCAAAUGAGCUGCAUCACAUCUUUGUUACGAGAUAUCUGCCUUACUUCCCUAUUCUAAGCUCUAACUCUGCUACGGAACUUUAUUCUCAAUCGCAAUUUUUAUUUUGGACCGCCAUUUUAACUGCCUGUCUCUCUGAUGUCGACCCAUCCCUCUACAUGAAACUUUCCUCAUUAAUCAAACAGCUCGCCAUCGAGACCUGUUGGAUACGUACGCCAAGAUCAACCCAUAUCUCACAAGCACUGUUAAUUCUCUGUAUAUGGCCCCUCCCUAAUCAGAAAGUGCUUGACGAUUGCUCCUACAGGUUUGUCGGACUUGCUAAAUCGCUUUCGUAUCAGUUAGGACUGCAUAGAGGGAAAUUCAUAGCUGAGUUUACGAGGACACAAACUUCGAUGCCCGAUGCUGAAAAGUGGAGAACUAGGACUUGGUUAGGCAUUUUUUUCGCUGAGCUUUGUUGGGCAAGUAUUUUGGGAUUACCACCUACAUCGCAAACUGAUUAUUUAAUAGAAAAUGCUCGGUUCGGUCAAGAUGAAGAAGAAGACGAUAAUCCGGUUAGCAAUAAUCCUUCGAAAGAUAUUGCUGAUAAGGAGCAGGCGCAGGCAGAAAAUGGCAAAGAGGGCUCAGCUUCUUCUGGAAGUCGUGAAACAGAUUACCAUGAUGACAAGAAAGGAUUGGAAGACAAUUCCAGACAGAAAUCUGAAAGACUGCCGAGAAGCUUCCGAAGGUUAAUUUGUCUCGCUAACUUCCAGGCUAAGCUUUGCAAGGUUAUGGGGUCCAGUGUAGUGAGUCCAGAUGGUCUCAUGGAGCCACGAGAUAGAGCAAGUUCUUUAGCAAUAUUAGAAAGAGAGUUAGAACUACUUGACAGGAAGCUCAACUUCGAAGAGGAUAUUUGCGUUCACAUUUACUACCUAUAUGUCAAGCUUAUGGUUUGCUGUUUCGCCUUUCUUCCAGAUACCCCCACUGAAGAUCAAAGCCAAUACGUCACGGAAGCAUAUUUGAGCGCGACCAAAAUUGUCACUCUUCUUACAAAUUUGCUUGAUAAGCAGCAGCUUAUCGAGUUACCGAUUUACAUCAGGCACAGCGCUACCUUUGCUGCCUUAAUCCUCUUCAAACUGCAGCUCACGCCUUUGCUAUUGAACAAGUAUUUGGAUUCUGCUCGUCAGUCGAUUGUCACUGUCCAUAGACUAUUUCGAAACCAGCUUAGUGCAUGGGCGACCGCGGUUGAGAAUGAUAUAUCGAGAACAGCUAGUGUCUUGGAAAAAUUGAACUUCGUAUUAAUCACACAUCCGACGGUAUUUGUUGAAGAGGAAGGGAUCAUUUCUCGCAUGAGAUCGCACCUCACUGAUUCGCUAUUUUACGAUUUAGUCUGGUGUAUUCACGAGGCUAGAAGGAGAGAAAUGGAUCCUAAAUACAACGAAGAAGCGAUGCUUCGAGCUGCCGAGAAACAGAAGAAAAAAGGGAAUGGUGGUCGGUGGACGCUUGACAGGAAGCUUCACCCAUUACCCUUUUAUAACCAAAUUUCUAAAGAAGAUUUCGAGACAAUAAUUCAGACUACACCUAACGGCACUACGAUCACGAAAUUGGUGCCAACCAAGACAGCGCUCAGGCACGCCAAAAAACUGGCCAAAACGAAAAAAGAUUCCAACGGUGCAAUUGUCGAAAUCAAUGGUAUUCCGCUUUCCAUGUUGGACGAGACCGGAAGUGUCAGCUUAGAGAAUUUUAGUAGCAAUCCGAAUAGUGAUUCAUUGGCGUUCAAAGCAGACAAGUUAUCGCAGGCCUCAAAGAUCUCCCAAGCGCGAGAAGCAAACAUUGCCGCUUUAGGCUCAAAGGGUGCGGCUCGUCAGUUUGCGAGCUCAUAUGCCAAUGACAGACUCGCAGAAAGUGACAAUGAAGAUAACCAUCCUUCCAAGAUUGAUACGCCCACGAUCUCCUCCUUUUUAAAUGACACUACCAUGCAGAGAUCGAAUAGUACUCCCCCGGUUCAGCCCACUGCGAGACUCAGCCGUGUCGGCACCAACUCGCUGUUUGUAAUGAACAAUUCACUGGCUUCCAAUCUGUCGCUGAAUAGAUCCUUCUCAUUAUCGCAAAAGAUGCAAACGCCAGAUGCUGCUGCUGCUGCUUUAACCAACAGUGUAACAGAAGCAAAACCACCGCUGAGAGGGCAGGACAGCUUCCCAAACCUCAACUUGUUUUUGCACAGCGGAUCACCAAACUUCGACCCAGCAGGUGUCAGCAGCAGUGCAAACACCAACAAAAGUGCAAUCGGCCAGCUUUCUGAUCUCGAGAAUUUCUUUCAACAGCAGAGUACAGGCUGGAUCGAAGGAAACUCGAUCAAUGACGAUUUCCUUGGCUGGUUCGACAUGAACAUGGAACCUGAGUUCUGA
This is a messenger RNA of Torulaspora globosa, 3495 nucleotides long. RefSeq names its product Sef1p (gene SEF1). Lineage: Eukaryota; Fungi; Ascomycota; Saccharomycetes; Saccharomycetales; Saccharomycetaceae. Gene Ontology annotation, molecular function: transcription cis-regulatory region binding; DNA-binding transcription factor activity, RNA polymerase II-specific; zinc ion binding. The transcript has a single exon. Gene Ontology annotation, cellular component: nucleus. Bases 1 to 3495 code for a protein of 1164 amino acids. Gene Ontology annotation, biological process: DNA-templated transcription; regulation of DNA-templated transcription. The record is from RefSeq and is a predicted model, not a curated record.